Molecule: messenger RNA, 1191 nt
Organism: Mizuhopecten yessoensis (Yesso scallop)
Lineage: Eukaryota; Metazoa; Mollusca; Bivalvia; Pectinida; Pectinidae
Product: scavenger receptor class F member 2-like
Exons: 10
Coding region: 25-1191 (388 amino acids)
Source: RefSeq, a predicted model, not a curated record
UAUUAAAGGUCCACAUUGUGUAGAAUGGAGGUGUGUCCUGUGUGGUUGGCGAUUCUCUUCUUCAUAGCAUCGGUUCAGAUUGUCAACACAUCAGUAAACACCAGUCUUGAUUCGAAAGUCAAAACAAGUCAAAGUUCAGAUACUGAUGUUGCUUACACAAGUGACGAGGUAGUAGAUAACUGUACUACCCAGAAGCUCGACAGUGCUUGUUGCUCACAUACAAACAGUAAUCCUACACCAAAUGAAGCUUGGUGGCAAAUUGACCUGGGUGAUCAAGUCGUCAUCGAAUACAUCCAGAUAUAUUACAGAGAUGAGGGACCAUUUCAGACAGCUCGAUUCGCUGGUUAUCAGAUAUACCUGUCAAAUACAACAGGUUGGAGAAACAGUGACAGCUGUUAUAACGACGCAACUUCUACACAAUGUAUGGUUGACCUAACUCCACGAAUCACAACAUGUACAGGCAACAACCGAUACCUGACAAUUUACGUCGACCGUCAAACGAAAAGUAACAAUUGGUACUCUACACAAGCUAUACUGGAGCUAUGUGAAGUACAGGUUUAUGGUUGUCCAGUACGAAAAUAUGGCAUCAGUAACUGUGAUAGCAACUGUGAUACAACCUGUGUUAAUAGCCUGUGUCAUCCUAACAGCGGUCAGUGUACAUACUGUGCGCCAGGAUUUUAUAAGUCUGGGCUUGUCUGUACAGCAUGUCCAACAAAAUGUUUAAAUGACUUGUGUAACGUGGAGUCUGGUGUUUGUUCAGCUUGCGCCAAUGGGUACCAUGGCAGCCAGUGUGACCAGUCAUGUUCUAAUAACUGUCAAGACAAAAUUUGUGACCAAUAUAGCAGUGUGUGUACAGGCUGUGUAGACCGUUUCUUCGGUCCUCUUUGUGUCGCCUGCUCCCCGAACUGUGUCGAUCCGGUCUGCGACAAAUCGUCUGGAAACUGCAUUCAAUGCCUAGCCGGAUAUCACGGUAGUACCUGUACUCAGACGUGUCCUACCAAUUGUAAAGACAACAUUUGUAUCCAAGAUAACAGGUUUUGUAUAGGAUGUGAACAAGAAUUUCACGGAAGCACGUGCCAACAAAGAUGUCCCAUCGCAUGUAAAGACAACACGUGUAGUCAGUUCAGUGGACAAUGUGAAGGAUACACAUACUUUAUUUUCACGAUCGUUCACUUUCGUGGUAAAAAGUAG